Molecule: messenger RNA, 1214 nt
Organism: Culex pipiens pallens (northern house mosquito)
Lineage: Eukaryota; Metazoa; Arthropoda; Insecta; Diptera; Culicidae
Product: AH receptor-interacting protein
Exons: 2
Coding region: 138-1097 (319 amino acids)
Molecular function (GO): peptidyl-prolyl cis-trans isomerase activity; protein binding
Source: RefSeq, a predicted model, not a curated record
AUCGAAGUGGGUGGUUUCUGUGUGUGUUGUUUUCCAAAGAAGCUCGGUUCCGUUUCUGGAGUUUUGUUGUCCUUUGCGUGUCUCCAAGGACGUAACUUUUUUUUAGUCUGUUGACCUAGUUUUAGUCGGUCGAAGCGAUGGAUCCGUGCGUGGACGACGAGUCGAAGAUCGUGAAGCGAACGCUGCACGCCGGAACGCGGGCCGUUCCGUUCCGGGACGGCACCCGGAUCAGGUUCCACUACCAGACGCGCAAGCUGGACGGCACGGUGCUGGACGACAGCCGCGAGCAGGGCAAACCGAUGGAGCUGGUGCUGGGGAAAAAGUUCAAGCUGGAGGUGUGGGAAGUUUGCGUGCAGAAGAUGGCCCUGAAUGAGGUGGCCAGCUUCCGGUGCGACAAGUCGCUCGUCCAGCAGUACCCGUUCGUGGCGAAGACCAUCCGGGACGCGUUGAAGCCGUCCGAUCAGCGCAAGCACUGCUGCGGGAUGACCAUCCAGAACGAGGGCAUCGGGUACGGCGACCUGGACGAGAUCUUCAACUGUCCGCAGGAUUUGGAGUUUGUGCUGGAGGUGGUCGGGGUGGAGGACCCGGACGAGUACCAGAAGGAGUCGUGGCAGCUGAGCGACGAGGAGAAGCUGGGCCAGGUCGGGCAGCUGCGGGAGAAGGGAAACGGGUGCUACGCGGCGAAGGAUUUGACGGGGGCGAUGGAGGCGUACUCGUACGCGGCCGGGUUGAUUGAACAGCUGAUGCUCAAGGAAAAACCGCACGACACCGAGUGGAACGAGCUGGCCGCCCUGAAGGUCCCCCUCCUGCUCAACUACUCCCAGUGCAAGCUGCUGGAGCGCGACUUUUACGCCGUCAUCGAGCACUGCUCGGAGGUGCUGGACAAGUACGAACGGGACUCGGUGAAGGCGCUCUUUCGGCGCGCCAAGGCCCACGUGGGCGCGUGGAACCCGGACCGGGCCCGGGAGGACUUUGAGCGGGCGGCGGCGCUCGAUCCGACGCUGGGACCGGCCGUCGCGAAGGAACUGCGCCAGCUGCAGGAACUGGUCCGGCUGAAGGACGUCGAGGACAAGCUCAAGUAUCAGAAGAUGUUUUAGAUCUCUAGUUUUUAGCUUAAAAUUGACUUACAAACUGUUGCUUACUGUUAAGUGUGUCUUUCCGGAAUGUAUAAUCUUAUUGUGUCGAGUAUUAAAACUUUGUGGCCAUAUCGUAAA